Cyprinodon variegatus (sheepshead minnow) is the source of this 2328-nucleotide messenger RNA. RefSeq names its product family with sequence similarity 213 member B (gene prxl2b). The record is from RefSeq and is a predicted model, not a curated record. The transcript is spliced from 7 exons. Bases 115 to 720 code for a protein of 201 amino acids. NCBI's taxonomy places the organism in Eukaryota, Metazoa, Chordata, Actinopteri, Cyprinodontiformes, Cyprinodontidae.
AGAGUGUUUUGCAACUGUUGUGCAAGUGAAUUGGGCGUUUUAGGAGAAUUUCAGGAGUCCCGCUAGUUUGUUUCUGAAGCCGGCUUUAUUUUAAAGUCUUUAUACUGUAGAAAAAUGGCUAAAGUCAAUCUGGAUAAAGUUGGACAAAAUCUUAUCAAGGAUCCGGAGACCAACUCUAAAAUCGAGUUUCGGACUCUUUGGCAAGAUCAGGCUGUGGUGGUCUUCUUCCUGCGGAGGUUCGGGUGCCAGGUGUGCCGAUGGAUGGCGUCAGAGAUCAGCAAGCUGGAGGCUGACCUCAGGGCCAACGGGGUCUCCUUGGUGGGAAUCGGACCAGAGAUGUUCGGCCUCAAAGAGUUUAAGGAAGGAGGCUUUUUUAAAGGCUCCAUUUAUGUGGAUGAAGAUAAGUCGUGUUACAAGGAUUUGGGAUUUAAAAGGUACAAUGCUGUCAGCGUGCUUCCUGCUGCUCUAGGGAAGAAAGUGAGAGAUAUAGCCUCAAAGGCUAGUGCUGCAGGAAUCGAGGGAAACCUUUCAGGAGAUCUGUUGCAGAGUGGUGGCAUGAUCAUUGUUUCAAAAGGUGGAGAAAAGGUGUUACUCCACUUCAUCCAGGAUUCACCAGGAGACUUUGUACCUUUGGAGGACAUCACCAAGGCUCUCGGUAUCUCCGCCACAGUGGAAGCUGGGCAGAAACCUGUGUGCAACGAUGAUGUCUGCACACGAUGAAGCAGAAGCUCCCAGUUUCACCUGAAGUGCUCAAAUUGGAAGUUUUUUUUUGAUUUGAUUUUUUGGAAACCAAGCCAAUUGCUGGGAACCAAUGACUGUCAACUCACCUAUUUUGUUCAACUUGUAUACCAAGAACUGCAGGUUGAACUCACAAAACUAUGUUAUUAUUUUCUGAUGAUGCAGCUAUUCUCUGCCUAAUUUCAGACACAUUGCCCUUAACUAGCUAUAGACAGCAGAUUCAAUCCUUUGGUCAGAUGUGUGAGGAACACUUUCUGUUGUCUAAAAAACACAGGAACUGAUCUUUGAACUGAAGGCAGUUUAUCCACAAUCAAAUGAUCGCCCACAAAUGUCUUGGAAUGAAUAUGAAUGGACUAUCAUGCACAGUCAGGUUGACUAUGUCUGUGACAGGUACCAGCAGCGGCUAGACUUCCUGUGCAGGUUUUGGGCGUUUGAUGUUUGUCAGAAAGGCAUGCUGCUUUUUACUAUGUUGUAACAGAGAGAACCAUUAGGUAUGGCAUUUUUUCCGGGUUUAGUCACCUAAGGGCCAAACUCACUGGUCUCAUACAAACAGCUAAGAUGUUGUUAGGAGUUAAACCGCAUCCCUAACUUAAGACCAUUAUCAGUGAAACGAUAGGUCCAGGUCCAGACAGUUUUCUCGGACCCCACUCAUAAUCUCUAUCAGUAUCUUCCCUCAGGUCGCUAUCUCAGAGUUACUGCAUGUAGACCCCGUUGGUACAACAAAUCAUUUGAUCCAUUUCUAUUAAAUCCAUAAACAGUAAAUUGUGACAGCAGGCAAUAAAUUUUGGAUUGGAAACGGCACUAACUGUUUUAUGCAUUCAUUUUUUCUAAUUGAUUUAUUAUAAAAGUGGUUUUAUAUGUGAAUUUAAUGUGACACUUAUGGCUGUCGAUUUUGCAGCAGCCAGAGUUUGUACACAAGACAAUUUUCCAUUGAGACAAUAAGAUUUUUACCUUAAAAUCAUAAAAUCGGUCAGAAAAACAAAACAAAGAAACUGACUGCAUAACUGUGCAAAGGCCUUUGAUAUGAGCUCUUUGGCUAGCUAAGACUUCUCUUGUUUACCUCAUUGUCCAUUCUCUUAGAACAAGAUCUCUCUCUACAUAUACUUGUGUUUGUAUUAUUUGUCAAUUUGUGUCAGAUUCCUACUGGGCUUACCCCUCUCCAAAAUGUUAAUUCCUUUGUUGUUUAGGAUUCAUCUUACCAUUAAUACUGGUGCUGAAGCUAUAAUCCUUAUUGAGCUGAAGGUUAUCUAGUAAUUUGGAACCAUGAUAAUAACCUAAUUUCUUUCUGGAGUAAUGUAAUGCCGAAGCAUGACUAUGCCACUGAAUUUAUCUGUCUUAAGUUUAUACAUUCUCUUAGGUUAUACAGAUAUUUUUGCUGUUUAUACCUUUCUAUUUUCUGGGUAAUUAUAGGCAAGCCAUGUUUUCUUUUCAACGGGAUGCCUCUUUCUCGCAGACCGAUUCCUUAGUCCAGAAUAAAAAGAUAUUGAUGCAUAUAGGGCUGCAACUAACAAUUAUUUUGCAAAUCAGUUAAUCAGUGGAUUAUUUCUUUCAAUUAAUCCAUUAAUAAUCCCAUAGCCAAAGAUUCCUUAA